Messenger RNA from Cylas formicarius (sweet potato weevil), 4471 nucleotides. RefSeq names its product ATP-binding cassette sub-family B member 6-like. The coding region runs from base 2433 to 4439 and encodes 668 amino acids. NCBI's taxonomy places the organism in Eukaryota, Metazoa, Arthropoda, Insecta, Coleoptera, Brentidae. The record is from RefSeq and is a predicted model, not a curated record. Gene Ontology annotation, biological process: heme transport; transmembrane transport. The transcript has 8 exons. Gene Ontology annotation, molecular function: heme binding; ATP hydrolysis activity; ABC-type heme transporter activity. Gene Ontology annotation, cellular component: membrane.
CCUAUCUAGAACACUUCAGGGGAACUUCAUGGUAAGAUAUUAUUCUCGCACCACAAAAACUGUCAACAGAACCUUGUCGAGUUGUUGCCAGCAGCGUUACAAUCAGAAAAUACAUUCGCGAAAUGAAAAGGCCAUAUUUAUUGGCUCGCCCUAUAGACGCAACAAAAUACUCAAGGUCGUCGAUCAAUUAUCAUUUCCCGGAAUAAUCGGCCGAAUGAAACUAUGGUAUUCAGUUUUGGGAAGAGUAUUUUGCAGUAAAAAAUCAUUAUAAUCUUAACAGCCGGUGACGAUGGGCAAAAAAUAUGGGGACGAACACACAUAAAGAAAAAGAGGAACUUUUAGUCCUUGUUAUAAGGAAAGGAAUUUGCAAGAGCGUAGACACUAUGUGUCGUGCAGGGGGCCUUCCAUUCAAAGCUAGAACGUUUUCAAACUCGAUUCGACUAUAUCGAAAAUAUUUUGGCAAAGCAACGUACUAUGUUAGCUUUUUACUUUGUUCGUUAUUGAAAAAAAAUAGGUAUUCGUACAAUUAGCACGAUUGCAAUCCUCGUGCAUGCUUAUACAUAUGCAUUUAAAUUUGCAAGCCUCGCGAUAUUUUUUCUACGACGGGAUUAAAUUUAAUCGGCUCUACAACAAGCCAAUGAAAUUUUAUACUAAUAAAUCGGAAUAAUUAAACUGUCUAUAUAGUAUUUCAUUUUUUGACUGUUAAUUGCAUGGACUGAUUAUGUUUGUGUUUUGUCUAUAUUUGACUUUCGACACCACUGAGGAUUUGGCCAGACAUGGUAAUAAAUUUUUCGAAUGAAGAUUCAUCUAAACUUAUGUUUAUAUUUAACCUACGAUUGUUAAAGCAAUACAUGUUUUAAUUUUGUUUGUUUAACUGCAUCAAACAAAAAUUGUAAAUUAUUUGUGCUUCUCGUUUCACUAAUCUGAUAAGAGUCAGAUAAGUAAAAAUAUCUCUAAAAUGAAGGUUCAAAUGACAAUUUUAAGCAAGAAGAAAAUUAGAUAAACCAUAAACCUAACCACCAAAAGCCUAGUCAAAAGACUGAUAAUACAGGAACUUAUAAACCGCCUAUGAAAAAAAUUUGAGACGAUCCAUUCAAUUCGCGCAUGCGGGAGAUUUUAAAUCUCGUUUUUAACCAAUGGCUUUGCGGUAUUCAAUAAGCAACAUGGCCGCUGAGAGAUCAUCAAUAAGUGUGGAUGUGGAACUUUUACUGUCGUGUUUUCUCCCCUUAAUGUUCAGUCAAAGGUCAAUCACUUAAGAAAAUGGCAUAAAGCGCAGGUUAGAGGGUGAAAGGUAGAGGCGGAAAACCUUCUUCUCUACGAAAAUAUCAAUGCCGCCUGAGGCGCAUCAAUUUUUACUGUAGUGGGGUACUAUAUGAUCUAAUAGCUACAUGCUUCAAGACAUUCGCCAUUGUUUUUCACCUCCUGUUUAUUUUGUCUGUAAUCUUUUGUAGAAGUUCACUUUUUAAUACUCAUAUUUAGUCAUAUCUCCACUGAUUACAUCAAUAGUACCUUAUCUAUUUAACCUAUGAUUUUUCGAGUAUUAGUUUUAAAUGAAUCAAGCAAAAAUUCUAGAAGUUAUAAAUUUAUGAUUUUUUUCUUUAAUUAUUUUGGAUGAUUGAUCGUAACGCAGAGUCAAGUAAAUAAAAAUAUCUAGUAAAAAAAGCUUCAAAUCAAAGUUUCCCAAGAGACGAAAAAUUAGGACAAACCAUUAACCUAACCACAAAAAACUUAGGCACAAAUUUCGUUUAGUCGAAAUCAGUUAUAUAAAAAAUAUAUUCUUGUCUUUUGGAAGUCUUUGCAAACAUGUAUAAAUAAAAAAUUUGGUAUAAUUGAAAUCUGUUACGUUAAAAAUAACCAGCCACUAAUUGCGAACAAACGUAUGACGUUUUACUGUAACUGAUUUGAACUAUUCUAAAAUCCCCAAAACGUAAAAUCCCCAAAACGAAAAUAAAACGCGUUUGCCCUUCUAUGUUCAAAUAGUCUUCUUCUCUAAAAGACUAAAGUACAUCCCUAUUUAUGUAAAAAACUUCCAGUCCAUGGAGUUCCUCAGAAAAAAUGCGCGGUUCAAGCGGCAAGACACUUCCCUCUUUUUUUGUUUUUACUUGUUUGAGUCUUUUACUAAAAGUUAUACAGAAAUUGCGUUUAUAACCACUCAAAGCGUUUAAUUUCAGUCAAAAACAAUAUGGCUAACUAAUUGAGCUACUAUUUAGUAUUACAGGAAAACGAUAUUCGCACUUAACCCGCGAACAGACCAUAACAAAUCACUCCAGAUAAAAUUCCGUAAAAAAAUUACACCAAACGUGUCGCUUUUGUGCCGAUUUACGCCUGCUCGCAUGCGAUAUCGAUUAACAAUAACCGCCAUCAGUAAGUAGUGCGCCAGUGCCAGUGCCGAGUCAUUGGCGGCGGGUCUAUUAUUAUCCCAGAACGUGGCAAUGGCCACGAGGUCGAUGUUACGGACGCACAACAGACACUUGGAUACGCUUCUGAGCAAACCGAACCAAAAUGCGUCUCAGCAGCAAACGAAGAAAAGCGACAAAGUGUCGUUCGACAACAUCGACGUAAAAGUGAAAUUCAAGGAGUGCAACGACAACAAAUCGACAUGGACCGGGGCGUGGAAGAAGUUCAAGACUUUGGCCCCGUUCCUCUGGCCGAAGAAGGACGUCUGCUUACAAAUCAGGGUGCUGUUCUGCUUUUGCUUAUUGGGACUGGGUCGCGUGGUCAACCUCAACGUCCCCAUCUACAACAAGUACGUAGUGGACUCUUUGACGCCGGAAGCAGGCAAAGAGCUAGAGUUUCGUUGGGAUUGGAUUUUGAUUUAUGCCGGUCUGAAGUUCUUGCAAGGCAGCGGCGCGGCCGGGGGGUUACUUAACAACCUGAGAUCGUUCCUGUGGGUGCGGGUGCAACAGUACACAACCAGGGAGGUUGAGGUUCAGUUAUUCAAGCACCUUCACAGUCUUUCGCUGAGAUGGCACUUGAACAGGAAAACGGGCGAGGUGCUGCGGGUCAUGGACAGAGGCACCGACAGCAUCAAUAAUUUACUAAACAUGUUGCUCUUCCAAAUAGUACCCACCAUAGCUGAUUUACUAAUCGCGAUAGUUUACUUCUGCACCAUGUUCAAUUACUGGUUCGGUAUCAUAGUCGCCGUUACGAUCAUUUCGUAUAUGGGGAUGACCAUGGCCAUAACGGAGUGGAGAUCAAAGUACCGUCGUCGUAUGAAUCAGGCGGAUAAUGAGACCAGGGCGAGGAGCGUCGACUCGCUUCUUAAUUUCGAGACCGUGAAGUACUACAACGCGGAGCAGUACGAGGUGGACUCUUUCAAGGAAGCAGUGCUCAAGUACCAGAAAGAAGAGUGGAAACAUAACUUUACGUUAAAUCUGAUGAACUCCGUGCAGAACUUGCUGCUCUGCGUUGGGUUUCUGGCUGGUAGCUUGCUGUCGGCUUACAUGGUCGCCGUGAGGCACGAGUUAAAAGUGGGAGACUAUGUCCUGUUCGCUUCUUACAUCGCACAACUUUAUAUGCCACUUAAUAUGUUCGGCAUGCAGUAUAGGCAGAUUCAAAACAAUUUCGUCGACAUGGAGAACAUGUUCGACCUACUGCGUCAGGAGCGAGAGGUGGUAGACGCGCCGGGGGCGGGUCCGGUAGCCAUCAAAGAUGGCGGCGUCGAAUUCAAAAACGUCAGUUUCCACUACCUUCCCGAGAAAACGAUACUGAAGAACGUUAGUUUCCGGGUACCACCCGGAAAGACGGUAGCACUGGUCGGUCCUUCCGGAAGCGGCAAGAGCACAAUAAUAAAACUGAUCUUUCGCUUUUACGACGUCGAAUCCGGUUCCAUUACGGUAGACGGACAAGACAUUAAAUCGGUAACUCAGGAUUCGUUGCGAAACGCUAUCGGGGUCGUACCGCAGGACACCGUACUUUUUAACAACACCAUUCGGUACAACAUUAAAUAUGGCCGACUGACUGCGACCGACGCGGACGUGAUAGAGGCGGCCAAAGGGGCGGAUAUACACAACCGAAUCCUAAACUUCCCUCAGCAAUACGAGACGCAGGUCGGCGAGAGGGGUUUGAGGCUGAGCGGAGGGGAAAAACAAAGAGUGGCCAUCGCCCGCACGCUCCUCAAAGCGCCGGCCAUUAUACUUCUGGAUGAGGCCACGAGCGCUUUGGAUACCCACACCGAGAGGAAUAUACAGGAAGCCCUGGACAAAAUGUGCAGCAAUAGAACGACGGUGAUAGUAGCGCAUAGACUGUCGACGAUCAUUCAUGCCGAUGAGAUAUUGGUGGUACGAGAGGGAGAGAUCGUGGAAAGAGGACGGCACAACGAUUUAAUCGCCCAAGACGGGAUCUACGCCAUCAUGUGGAGGCAACAAUUGGAGAGCAACAAAGAGAAAAACGACUCCACGUACCAGGAACCGGAAUACCAGAAAACAAAACCCGAAUAAAUAAAGAAACUUAUUACAUUUCGAAUUUAUUU